Molecule: messenger RNA, 489 nt
Organism: Nezara viridula (southern green stink bug)
Lineage: Eukaryota; Metazoa; Arthropoda; Insecta; Hemiptera; Pentatomidae
Source: the annotation of a GenBank genome assembly
AUGCUGAUCUUGGCCGGCAAGCCGAUGUACUUCCUCGAGUUGGCAGUUGGCCAGUUCUCAGGAGUUGGGCCUCUGGCUCUCUGGAACUGUUGUCCCAUCGCCAAAGUCAUUGACAUGUUUUGUGAUUACUCCGGAGCGAUGAGGAUUAAUAUAGUAUUGGAGUAUGUUUGGGAUAACGCUGGAGGGAAAACUGAUCUACAAAGAAUGUGGCUCAGUUUAAACCAAGUAUACCAGCUUUACUACUAUCUUUUCAAUGCUGUCGAAUGUAAUGAAUACUUAAACAUAAGAGUGGGAUGCGCCAUGAUCACAGUUUCUCUGAUUGUAUGCAUUUACUACAACGUGAUCAUGUCGUACACCGUCUUUUACAUGGUGGCUUCCUUCGACUCGGAAGUGCCUUGGUCCAAGUGCGACCCUGCCUGGGCCGACAUGGCCACCUGCUACGUCAGGGGGGAGCCCCAAAGUCUGGUGAGUGAUCAUAAUUUAUAUUAA